This is a messenger RNA of Dreissena polymorpha, 2773 nucleotides long. RefSeq lists its product as uncharacterized. NCBI's taxonomy places the organism in Eukaryota, Metazoa, Mollusca, Bivalvia, Myida, Dreissenidae. The transcript is spliced from 4 exons. The record is from RefSeq and is a predicted model, not a curated record. Bases 128 to 1408 code for a protein of 426 amino acids.
GUACAAGUCCUUUUCUAACAUUAGUAUAACGUGGCAGAUUUUCACUGACUAAUCAUUGAUGGACUAAUUUCCAUACGUGUUCUCACAAUUUUCUGUAUGAAGUAAAACUAAUUUACAGCAUUCAGCAAUGACAGAUUUUAAAGAUAUGCUGUCAAGUUCAGACUAUAACUGGAUGAAAUGUUCCUUCGCGCAACGUGAUGUAAAGGCCGUACUGGCGGAAUUUGUGGAAGAGGACAUUAAGGAUCUACAGAAACAAUUGCUGCAUAAUGUCCAGACAUCCAAAGGCCUUCCAUCCAAAACAAUAUGCAAUCGCUGUCUUCUACAGAAUCUUCUCCCAUGUCGUACCGGUAAAAUGUGCAAAUUUAAAAACAAAUCCUGUUCAUUUCAUAAGGAUGCUAGUCUUCAACCAAGGCGAUGUCCAACAAACGGCCUGUGUGAUUUCAUUUGUUUUGGAAUAAUUGACCAUCAUCGUUUUCGUGGGCCGUCCUGGAAAAAUACCGACGCGUCUAAAUGGUGUACAGAUUCGUGGACAAUUGCUAAAUGCUACAUGCCGCCCGACGGUUAUUUAAAUGCAAAAAGUGCAGAGGAAACGGACUUUAAUGGCGUACUAAGUGUUAUUAUUAAUUGCAUUUACUGUCAAAGAAGAUUCAGCGAAGACCUGAAUAAUCCUAUGAAUGUCUGUACCAAGGCGAGAGAUAAAAGUCGUGAUGUUAGGUACGCACCAAACCUGGAGCUAUCGGAUGCUGUACGAGACAGCAUUAUUGAUACCCUUGUUGAUCUUCUUAAUGACUCGAGGUUUUUCCGUAGCAACCAGCGUUCUGUUGAAUGCAGAGAGAAACUGAUCAAGUUAAAAGCUAACGCUCUGAGAGUUUCUACAACGGAUAUAACAACAGCAUUGGAAGAUUCCGUUCAGAGCGCAAACCAGGCCCUUGAAGUUUUAAAAAAGCCCAACAGUCUCGAUGCAGAAACAGAAAUAACACUGUCGAAUUUGAACAAUUUAGCGGAUAAUCUGCAAAGUACAUGCACAUGUGUGAAAGCUGAAAUAGAGAAAAAUCUUAUAGAAAAACUCUACAACUCUGAAACAAUCUUUUUUCAAGCUUGCCUAGCUGAAUCAGCUACCUUCAAUUCAGGAGAAAUAAGCAUACGUUUUGUUUUAUAUAUUUUCUUAAUUGGCUCACUUAUUUUUGCAUUUAGUAAAAAUAUUAUUUUAUGGUGUGUGAUUGUGUGUUUUGCUGUCGCUUUGUAUAAAUAUAUAUAUUUUUAUCGACCUGCUCGGCCGAUUCAACGUUCACCAUACAUAAUUCAACAUGAAAUGGAGCUUCGACAAAUUGAACAUACUGCGGAAGCAGUAAAGGCACUACAACACAAGUUGUUAAAACUCAAACGUAACGGCAAACAACGAAAAUAAUUGUGAAACAAAUAUUUACUAACAAAAGAAAUGGUUUUCUUGGACGCAUUAUAAGUGAACAUCUUGUUAAAUAGCGUGACAAAUGCUUUUUUAUAUCGAUUGAUGAUUAUCCAUUAAAGAACCGAAAAUUAAACAUUUUCCUUGUCAGUUGUGCUCUUUGAAAGAAUAUAAUCCAUAAUUAUGUUUUUAAUAUAUAAAUAUUGAUUGAAAAAAGGCCUUUUACGUGAUUAUUAUUUGCUUUUGUUCAGUAUUUACUGUUAGGGAUUUAAAGUUUUUCAUGUGGAUCAUUUUGAAAUUAACGAUUAUAUUCUAUGUUCUUUUGCAAAAUCCUGUUAUGAGUCAUUAACAAAAUUUAUCGGAAAAACACAUUGUUUUUUUAGCCAAUUAAGAAAAAUAAUGCGAUAAUCUUUUUGAUUCUUAUAUGCUUGACACAAUUCAUAUUAAUUGAAUAAUGGAAGAUCACUAUCAGCGCAGUUAUCGCAUAGACUCCUGAUAACAUAUAAGAUGAAUAUAAUAUUGCGUAACAAAAUGUAAAUUUCAAGUUCGUUUUCUACUUACAUUCGAAUAUUAGAUUCCCUUCAUGCACCCAAUAUUGCUAUCGUUAUUUGGUUUGUUUCAACCUAUACAUAAAUUUGCAUUGAUUGACCAUGCCAAUAUGUGACAUUACUUAUUGUUUUAGAUGUGUUAUUAUUGCCUGCUUUUUAUCGCUAGAGUUUGUUCAAUUAGAAGUAAAGGUCAAUUCACUUGCCCCUUAGUUAAUUAAAAAUGAGACAUGUAAUUGAAGAACAUAAAAACGUUUGGUAUGUUGAUUUUAAUGUUUUAAUAGCCUAAUAAAAUUCAUUGUGUUACUCAUGGGUCACACCAAAUGAAUACUAUAUUUAAAUAAUACAUGUGCAUUUAAAAAAAACAACACAUUUAUAAAAUGUUUUUGUAAACAGUGUAUUUUGCUUAAUGUAAUAAACUACGCUAAAGAGUUCAAAAGUAUUGUUCACAAAAAAGAGGCCGAUUAAGGGGUACGACUUUCGGGAAACAUUCUCAUUUUGAAAAAGAUUGCAGCAGGAACAUUGAAUUAAUUAUUUUUGAUAAAAUAAUGCCAAAAACGGUUGACAAUAAUGAUAAUGAUGAUGAUGGUUGUUGUUGUGAAGAAGAAGAUGAUGAUGAUAGUGAUGAUAGUGAUGAUGAUGGUGUUGAUGAUGAUUUUGAUGAGUAAGAAGACGAUGAUAAUGAAAAUGAAUAGCGAUUUAUGAUGCGGAUAACCUUUUGCACAUUCCGAAUAUCGAGUUAUGCAUGAGUCUACCUUAAAAUAGUAAAUAGAGAACGAGGGUGACGAUACGUUAUCUUUGAUUGCCAAAAGAGAAAUUGUAA